This is a messenger RNA of Prunus armeniaca (apricot), 441 nucleotides long. Lineage: Eukaryota; Viridiplantae; Streptophyta; Magnoliopsida; Rosales; Rosaceae. The record is from the annotation of a GenBank genome assembly.
AUGCCUUCCAGAGACGGUAGUAAGGCUUCAAGCUCUCAGGUGCCUUUGUAUUUGUGGGGAGGUUCCGAGGUGUACAAGAAGAGGUUUGUGGCCAACCUGCACUGCGUUACAAAUGAAGAUCAAUUCCAGAGGUGGCGGGCUGCUUAUGUCUCUGCAAUUCUUGACGACGUGCAUGUCAAGCUGGUGAAGCCUUUGACUGACAACAUGCCUUGCGUGGAUGCGAAUGAUUCGAAUGCCAGAAUCAUCACCUUCCGUCCCUUUUACUUCUCCUUGGGCUUCAAAUUCCCACUGUCAAAGCUUUUCAAGGAGGUAUUCUGCGCCAUGGAGUGUGCUCCAAGUCAGUGUACUCCGAACGUCUACCGGGCGAUCAUGUGUUUUGAAAACCAGAGCCGUUUCUUCAUGUUGGAGCUGACAGUACGAGAGUUCUUCUAUUUUUUUUGA